AUGAUCAGCGUUUCCUCGGUCACACCAGACACUUUCAAAUCAGAAAUCGUUAGCAAAUACACCGAUGUCAUUGCUAAAAAAGUUGAAGGUCAAGUGCUUUCGUUUUCCGAUGAAUGGUUUGCCGAUGCCAGUAAUUUGAUCGAAGCAAAAGAACCAAUCCGUGACGCUACACGGUUCACCGAUAAAGGUGCCUGGUACGACGGGUGGGAAACCAGACGUCAUAAUACCACCGAAGCCGACUGGGUGAUCUUCAAAUUCGGAGUGGCCUCUGCCAAAUUGAUUGCUGCGGAAAUCGACACCGCGUAUUUCAAUGGGAAUCAUGCCCCCCACAUCUCGGUGGAAGCGGCGUACUUGCCUAAUUCCCCCGUCACCGAUGAAGAAAUCGUCAAUGAUGAAGUCUCUUGGGAACCGGUGUUGCCGAAAUUGGAAUGUGGACCAUCGGCGAAAUUCUUCUUUGUUAGAAACCAAGGAACCACCGCGAAACCUUACACCCACGCCAGAUUAAGAAUGUAUCCUGAUGGGGGCAUCGCGAGAUUUAGACUCUACGGUACCGUGAUCCCAGUAUUACCUACCGAUCCUCAAGCAUUGAUCGAUACUGCCUCGGUGAAGAACGGUGGAGUCGCGGUGGAUUGGUCCGAUCAACAUUUUGGAACUGCUGGGAACUUGUUAUUGCCAGGCAGGGGCCACGACAUGUCUGAUGGUUGGGAAACUAAAAGAUCCAGAACCCCUGGGCACGUCGAUUGGGUGAUUAUCAAAUUAGGAUACCCAACAAAGAUCGAUGAAGUGGUGGUUGACACCGCCCACUAUAAAGGUAACUUCCCGCAAAAAAUCGUCAUAAAAGGGUUGUUGAGUGAUGAAGAAAAACCAUCAUUUGAAGAUGAUCGUUGGAAUACCAUUGUUCCAGAAUCAAAGACCGGUCCACAUCAGUUACAUUUCUAUAAAAAAUCAGACGGCAAACUUAUCAAUACCAACGACAUAGUUUACAAUUUUGUCUCAUUGACAAUUAUUCCCGACGGUGGGGUAAAGAGACUUAGGGUCAUUGGAAGAAAGGCUGAUGAUUAA
Messenger RNA from Saccharomycopsis crataegensis, 1062 nucleotides. It is a transcript of the gene DAL2, whose product is annotated as allantoicase. Bases 1 to 1062 code for a protein of 353 amino acids. Lineage: Eukaryota; Fungi; Ascomycota; Saccharomycetes; Ascoideales; Saccharomycopsidaceae. Gene Ontology annotation, biological process: allantoin catabolic process. The transcript is spliced from 2 exons. The record is from RefSeq and is a predicted model, not a curated record. Gene Ontology annotation, molecular function: allantoicase activity.